CGCCGUGGUGGCUCCCAUUCGAAGGCGACGGCGGUCGUCUGUGUCUCGGUCCUAAUCUCUCCCGAAUAAAAGCGAAAUAACUCCGACAGACAGGAAACUUUACACACUUUAACGUCAACGUCUCGCUUUUACAACUCGUUUUUCUCGGUCGAGCUUCGUGGCCCCGGGCUCUGGCAUGACGGGUGUGUGUGUGUGUCGAGAAUUUGAAUCAGCUCGCCGUUAGUUUGAAGAAAGAGAGAGAGAGAGAGAGAGAGAGAGGGAGCCAUUUUGUCCCGACUGUGUGGGAGAAAAGAAAGAGUGGAAAAGAGGAUUCACACGGGAGGAGAUCCUGUUUUUUUUUUGCUUUCUGUUCUCCUGUUGUAAAGAGAGGGGGGGAAGAAACAGUCGGGCUCGGGAGAUCUAACUUCACGCACACGUCUGCGGGGCUCGGCGGUGUUUUAGCCAACUAGCUCUCCAAAAGCUAAUCAACAAAUCCCAGAUUGUUCACAGUGAGAAGAGAAACGGGGGCAGUUGGUCCGGUUGGCUACGGAGCUGGCUCUAGACCUUCACACAGGACUGCUUUAGGCGUAUCUUGCUUUGUGUGUGUGUGUUUUUUUUAUUUUUUGUUUUUGUUAUUUUAUUUUGGGGGUAUCUUCUGGGUGAUCGCAAGCUGUUUUUCAAUGGCGAAGAAGACGUACGACUUGCUGUUCAAGCUGCUUCUGAUCGGGGACUCGGGCGUGGGGAAGACCUGUGUGCUGUUCCGCUUCUCUGACGACGCCUUCAACACAACCUUCAUCUCCACUAUAGGAAUAGACUUCAAGAUCAAAACAGUUGAAUUACAAGGAAAGAAGAUCAAACUACAGAUCUGGGACACAGCGGGCCAGGAACGGUUCCACACCAUCACCACCUCCUACUACAGAGGAGCCAUGGGCAUCAUGCUGGUCUACGACAUCACCAAUGCCAAGAGCUUCGAAAACAUCAGCAAAUGGCUGCGCAACAUUGACGAGCAUGCAAAUGAGGACGUCGAAAGGAUGCUGCUAGGCAACAAGUGUGACAUGGAGGACAAGAGGGUCGUACCAAAAGCCAAGGGGGAGCAGAUUGCGAGGGAGCACGGCAUUAGGUUUUUUGAGACGAGUGCUAAAGCCAACAUCAACAUCGAGAAGGCUUUCCUCACGUUAGCAGAAGACAUCCUGAGAAAGACGCCUGUAAAAGAGCCCAACAGUGAAAACGUCGACAUCAGCAGUGGAAGUGGAGUCACAGGCUGGAAGAGCAAGUGCUGCAGUUGAACAACUCCUCUUGUUUCACUCACACUAACGCACACAGACACACACAGACACAGACACACACACACACACACAGACACACACACACAGACACACACACACACACACACAUAUUCUCUCUCUCUCUAAAUGCUAACUCUAACUCUCUCGCUCUCUAACCUGUCUCAUGAGUUUUCUUGCACACUGACACUCUCUGUCUGUCUCUUUAUCAGAGUAAAACAAUAAACCACUUCACGUGUCUAAUCCCCUCCUCCUACCCCCCACCCCACCCCACCAUAUUCUUCCACUCUCCAUCUGAUGAUCAUUUUUAUUUCUGAUAAAAAGAGAAAUCCAGUCACGUUUCUUGUCAUUUGUUUUAAAAGUUGUAAAAAAGAUUAAAAAAAAUGUGAAAAGACAAGCUCAUAUUUUUAAUAUUUCCUUUGCCUGAGCUCACCUGGUUGGACACCCUCACCUACCCUUAACUUCCCCCUUUCCCCCCUUUCCCCACUCACCCACAGCACUCACCUUCAGUCAGAGGAAAUCAAAAUAAAAGAGAAAAUCAAACAAAAAAUGACAAAUGUAGGAUUAACAUUUUGUACACUUAGUGGGGUUUCUGUUGUCUAACCGUAUUUGGUCAUUUACAAUUUGUUACCAAGUGACAGAGGCGUGGCUAGCUCCUUUUGUAUGUGGGGUUUAUUUUGUCCUGUGCCUUAUAUGGAAGACAGGGGCGGGGCUGUGUGGUGGGCGGAGCCACAUCCACCCAAUGAAAUUACAGUUUAAUAUUCUGUUGGUUCAGGCUGUCUUCACGAGGAAGCCGAACUUGAAGCAGACACGUUUGAAUUUCUCCUCCAGCCAAGAGAACGGCAUUAUACAGUAUGUCCUGUUUAUUGAUGUUUUGUUUUUAUCUGUAUGAUUUAUUUUACUUUUGUUUUAUUUCUUUUUCCCUAUUUGGGUUGAUUUUUUUUUUUUUUUUUUUGUUCCUGCAUGCAGAUUUCUUUGGGUUGGAAGCGUUUCUGUAACGUUGUGUAACGUUUGCCACUGGGUAACUGUGGGCGGGAGGUACAGAAGUUCUCUUUGGAAAUUCAAACAGUUUUGCAGAUCCAUUAAAAAUAAGCUUGUUUAAGUUAA
Molecule: messenger RNA, 2369 nt
Organism: Dicentrarchus labrax (European seabass)
Lineage: Eukaryota; Metazoa; Chordata; Actinopteri; Moronidae
Gene: rab10
Product: RAB10, member RAS oncogene family
Exons: 6
Coding region: 660-1265 (201 amino acids)
Biological process (GO): cellular response to insulin stimulus
Cellular component (GO): insulin-responsive compartment; recycling endosome; Golgi apparatus
Molecular function (GO): GTP binding; GTPase activity
Source: RefSeq, a predicted model, not a curated record